Aureobasidium namibiae CBS 147.97 is the source of this 1080-nucleotide messenger RNA. RefSeq lists its product as uncharacterized. The record is from RefSeq and is a predicted model, not a curated record. The coding region runs from base 1 to 1080 and encodes 359 amino acids. NCBI's taxonomy places the organism in Eukaryota, Fungi, Ascomycota, Dothideomycetes, Dothideales, Saccotheciaceae. The transcript is spliced from 2 exons.
AUGUGUAAACAUUCGCUCCCACGUGUACACAUUACACUGUCUUUCCCUUUCGAGCUGCACCACAUCAAAGCACUAUACCUGAACCAUCAAUACAAAGAGUGCGCACGCAGAUGCGAGAACUUGCUUACUCACAAUCAGGAAGAACCUGCGCAUGCUAUCUUCCUCAACCUCUAUGCCGCACUGUCUCAUGAAGGACUUGCCAGAACAAUGCACGUUUACUCGGUGUGGAGGCUACCAAAGAUAGCUGCAGCCGAGUCCGCCUACACCAGAGCAAUGGACGUAUGCUCAGAAGAAGAGCACCGCCUUGUGGAGAGCGCGACCUUUUCCAUGCCAGGUCUCGCCAUCGAUCAGCCCAUGGUUCAGCUUGCUGCGUCGAAACAAAUUCGUGUGCGCAAGAGAAACAGCAAACCAUCCCUUGUUCAUCUCGGUCCUGGACUUGAGCGAUCACACAGUAACUCCAGCAAGCGCGCCGAGCGCAUCAACUUCAGCUGGCCGCGCACCUUCACGCCCCUCUCCUGCGCAACAGUCAAGGCCAUCCAAUACAAUGUCUGUAAAGACAUGGACACUCCGCUGGAUGACCCAUUCACAAUCUCCCCUUCCGAACCAUCAAGUACCGCAACAUCAGCCCAGGGCACUCCCAUCAAGACCAGCAAUCUUAAGGCAAAGAACAGCACAGAUUCGUUCGACUCACCUCAUCCUCCAUCCCCAACACCUUCCUGCAAAUCCGUCCAACCUACUGCUGCAUCACGCGCUCAUGCAGCUUACUCGACUCACCUUACCGCCAUCCACGCUCAACUAACCACUCAUCUCCAUCAUCUGCUCGAGUUGAAGCAUUCCACUAUCACUGAACAAGAAGAGCGUGCUCGCCGUCAAAGCGGAUCCACCAGCAACAUGCAAAGCACCACAAAGUUGCCUCAGUCACGUAGCUUCUGGAGCUUCAAGGAUGAAGAGGCAGAGAUGAAAGAGAAGUUGAGCAAAAUCGAGGAAGGUAGAGCUAGAGGCUGGAAGAUUGCUAGGUUUGAGCCAAAGAGAUAUGUUGAGUUGGCUGAAGAUGCACUUGCUGAGUUGGGAAGAGUGUAA